Messenger RNA from Anthonomus grandis grandis, 3504 nucleotides. RefSeq lists its product as uncharacterized. Gene Ontology annotation, cellular component: nucleus. Gene Ontology annotation, molecular function: zinc ion binding. The transcript is spliced from 17 exons. The record is from RefSeq and is a predicted model, not a curated record. Lineage: Eukaryota; Metazoa; Arthropoda; Insecta; Coleoptera; Curculionidae. Bases 313 to 3360 code for a protein of 1015 amino acids.
UCCAUUAUCCAAUCUUUCCUGUCUCCUGUCAUCUAGCAUCCGAAAUUCGUGCGUGUUCCAUCUCGGACUGUUUUGCAAGUUUAUACCUGCUUUUGCUAUUUGGCUGGUCAAAGUCAAAACCUGCAACUAAAUAAAUAACCUGCAAAUCCGUUUUGAAAACACAAAACAAACUAUUUACGUAUAGUUUUACCUAAAUUCGUACUUAAAUAUGCCACCUGUAUAGGGUCCCAAUUGUCUGAGCAAUAUCCUUUUUUUGCUUUUUGUUUCAUUAUUUUACUAGUGCAUGGACAACAGGCUUUGUCAGACUAAGAAAUGGACUCAAAAUGCUUUGUACCAGAGUGCAACAGAUCUGUAGGCGUCCUAUUCCCAAAGAAUGCAGAGGUUAGAAAUAAGUGGCUUCGGGAAUUAGGACUGGAAGAUUACAAGCCAGAUUCAAAAAGCUUUAUAUGCCUCAAGCACUUCGGAGCUGAUGGUCAGCCAUGUAGAAAUUGGAAGGAGACUAAAUCCAAAGGAAUAUCUAAUAAUGAUACAUCGCAAGAAGUCAUAGAUCCCAAAAAGUUGGAGACUCUAAAAAAGCUUUCAAAAUCAAAUAGUAAAUCUCGAAGAGGGAACAGAUACCAAGAAAAUGCUGGAAGUGAGUCAGAUGAGGUGUCAGAAACUUCUCAUCAAGGGCGCGGGAGAAAAUGUCGUUUAUGUCUGACUACCUCCACCAAUGUUAAAAAUCAUGUUUUUGAUAAAAUAACUACAUCAGUCACUAUCGCUCAAGCUGUUACAAUUUGUCUCGUUCCCUUACAGAUAUCAUCCAAUGACAAACUUUCAAAAUAUGUAUGUUUUGAUUGUACUAACCUCUUAAAAUCUUAUUACAAAUUUCAUGUGAAAUGUUUUGAAAAUGAUCGGAAGCAACGUUUAGAAACUAGGAAGAUGCAACAUAAGAGCGAAAAUGAUGCAGAUAGUGAAUAUUCAGAUGAGUAUUGGCAUGAAGAGGGACUGAGUGAUUUUGAAGAGAUGUCUAAUAAGUAUUGUAAAAAGGACUAUUCGUAUAAUAAAUCUGGACAAAAGGAUCAGACAAAUGAAGACUUGAUUAAAGUAUUAGAGGGAAAUGAUGAAGUGGUUUUAACCAAAGUAAAAAAACCACCUCCUUCUAUUGAUGAGGCUUCUAAUGAUGACGAGGAAUCACAAUACGAGUCUCUUAAUGAGGGUGACGAGACAGAAGACAUCAUUAUUGAAAUGGUCGAUGAUAAUGAUCAGUCGCCUGAAUCUUCGCCACCGCCCAUAGACCUACCGGAAAACAUAACUAUAAGAAGGGUGCAAAAUGGUGUUAAAAAACCAGAAAAACGAAAAAUUUGUGACAAAAGUGACAAUGAAAACGGACGAAAACAAAGACGUAUUUUGCCAAAAGCGGAACCUGGGACUGUUUUUCCUGGGGAAAAAAAUUGGCAGAAUCAAUCUGUUAACACUUACACCUCUCCCUUGGGAACUUAUCAGGCUUCUCAAAUUAAGUAUGUUGCGAAUUCCACAUUUAUAUUGGCCGGAAACUAUCUGUAUAAACUGGGACUAAGGCUAAAUCAAGAAAGGCGUUUAUCUUGCGCAAAAUUAAAAUGUCCAGCUCAGGCAAUUCAGAAACAGCUUGCUCCGAAAGAAUACGCACAGAAAAUUACCGUAAAGGUAGGCCACAAUCAUCCAGAACCUGAUGAAGAUGAGAGAAAAAUCCAAAUGUUUUAUCAUUUGUUGUAUUUGGACAUGAAAAGACAGAAGCAUUUCAAUUUUAAAACGCAUUACGAUGAGAUGUGCAAGCUAGAUCCAAGCAUCAUGAAACUCUUGCCGAUUCGCGAUGUAGUAAAAGAAAUAUGCAGACAAGGACCAGUCCAUAUUACAGAAAAAAUACAUACGUUUAAUGACCUUUUCGCCCAUAUUGAAAGUGAAAACUGUAGUAAGCUACAGUUUAAUCUUGAGUCAAUUCAAUUUUAUCAGGCAAAAUUUGCAACAGGUGAUGGAGCAAAAGGACUGUUAUUUGGCAAUGAGGAAACUAUUGAGAAAUACUCUUCUGCUAAAGUCAUGUACGUAGACUCCACUUUCGUCAUUAAAACCCAAGAUUUUCCGAUUAAUUUGGUCACUGUUUUGGCGUUGAAUAAUCAAGCAUUUCAUCCAGUAUGCUUCGCCGUUGUAAAUAAACAUUCUCAAGAGCUAUACAGGAAAAUAUUUGGUUUUGUUUAUCAUACUUUGGCUCCGAAACUGAGACCUGAAGAAAUUGUCACCGAAUUUGAGGCGAAUCUGUAUUACGCCUUAGGGGAGACUUAUAAUUCGGACUCUGUUAUUGGUGGCUCAAUAUUCUCUUACGCCCAAAAUAUUUACAAACAAUUAUGUUCUCUCAAUUUGUCAAGAAAAUUAGAGCUAAACGCCCGCUUCAGGCAUAUUUUUGACAUGUUAGUGAUCCUUCCCUUAAUGCCAGUGAAUUCGGUCAAGGAUGCCUUAAGCUAUAUCCAAAAUGAAGCGAACAAGUUGCAGUUUCCUGAAAAACAAAUCGAUGAUUUAUUCACUCACGUCAAACAAGAGUGGAUCGAGAAAGUUAGCAUUGAGUUGUUUAGUAUUCAUCGCUUAGAGCAUCGAAUAAGCGAAAACGUAGUUCCAACAUUUAAGAAACUCCGAGAUUUUUUAGUUCAAACGAUAAAUGUCACAAAAAACAAAUCGAUUACUAUUGAUUUGGUUAUUUCAAAACUGAUGGAACUAGAUAAACAUUAUUCAGUACCUGUUAGUGGACAUAAUGUUGAAUAUAGAACGUGUAACGCACAGAGAAAACUGAUUUUAAGAGUUUGGGAUUUUCUCGACUCUAAUCCCGAGAUUAAUGUAGACCAGUUAUUUAAACAUUUAUCGAGUUUUGUAAAGAAUUUGGAGAAUCAGUUAUGGAUUUGGGGCUUGUAUAGAUUUGACGGUCAAUGCAACGAAAUGUUAAUCGAUCGCAGGAAUUUUAUAAUGGAUACAGAUGCAAAUGAACCAGUGGAAAAUGAACAAAUUAUUAAAGAGGCGAACCCCAAAACAGAUAUUAAAGUUGAAGGUUCUCAAGAGGGUCUUGAAGGAGGGCAAGAAACUACAGACACCGUCGAAGAAUACUAUUUAGAUGAUGGCGGAGAAAUAAGAAAAAUCAGCGCUGAUAAGUCAAACUCGCAACUUUUGACCGAGUUUACCGAAGAAAUGGAAUACGAUAUCGAAGACAGUUUAAAAGUAGAAGACCUUGAGGAGGGUGCCGAUGUCGUUGAAUUAUUUGAGGAUUCUAAUGGUGAAUGUUACAUUAUUGAAAAUGGGGAGAAGAAGAUGGUAUCGCAAGUGGAAGGGGACGACGCCAUUUCGUUUAUGUAUCAGUAAUUAAUUUUAUUAUGUUAUAAGAUUUAAAAAGUAUUUUUUGUGAAAUAGUUUGUUCUUGUAUAAACUAGUAUAAAAAUUGUAAAUAGUUAUUUUAGGUUUUUAUAAUAAAUCGAAUGGGUUAUAUAAUAAGGUUUUAAAAAAUAA